UUUUAUGAGAAGUAUGGAAGCCCCUUGAAUUUUCGGGGGCCCAAAGAAUUGCCUGUUUGCGCCUAAUUGUUAAACGACCCCGAGAAGAAAUGGAAGCAUGGAAGAUCCAACUUUGUUUUCUUCUUGUUUGCACUUUGCUGCAAAUCUACGAUGGGCUUUCUUACAGUGAGGAAGAGGAGCGAUGGUUCUUGCAUGACUGGCAGGGGCAAGGUAAAUCAUUGAAGAUGACCCGGCCGAUUGCAACCCUCAUGAAAAGAUCAAAACCACUUCGCUUCUAUGGACUCAUGGGGAAACGCUCAGGUAACAAAGCAGAGACGGGCUUAAUGAGAGGAAAACUCCCCAGCAGAGGUUUACCAGCGGAAUGGGACACAAUCCUGUACUGAUGGAGCAAAGAAUAAAGAAUGAGCAGCUAUACGAUGAUAUGCCAACCAAAGACGUGACAUUGUCGUUCUCCUCUGAUCCGGUUAUUUUCAAAUGACGCUAAUGCUAAUCUGAGCUGCUCCCUAAUGUGGAGAUGUGUGUUGUGUAUGCGCACAUUCGGGUCAUGUACUGUUUGACAUUCAAAACUCAGCUGAUGCUUCAACAAAAAGGCAAUUUAAAUGAUUUUCCUUUGACUUAAGUGGAACGUAUGGGCGCUCAACACACAAAAAAGGAGUCAAAUAUAAAAGUAAAAAAUAAAAUAUUGACAAAAAAAAGGACCCUUUGAUCUAUACUGACAGGAGGUUGAGGCUACUUGCGGCUGGUGAGGCUGUGGAGGUGAGUUUAUUCAGUAGCCUGAGGAUUUUUAGUGCUUAUGUCCCCUUGGGAGGAGUCCACUUCAGCGAGCUGGGGUCGAUGGUUUUGUUGCCGUUGCCUCGCUUGACCUCCUUGGCUUUCCACUCAUCAAUCAGAUCCUGCGUGCAAGCAGAAUGAGCAGAAUGAAGCUAAAUGGAGUGUCAAAGACUUAUGGAGAGGCUAAACCGGAUGAGCAAGAGUGAGUGCACUCUUGACAUUUCAGACAUUUUUACCGCAUCCUCUCAGGUGACAAAUUGAAUAUAGUUUAAAUUAGUCAGUGUACAGCAUGUAUGGUAGCAUUGAUUUACGACUCACGAUACUGUAUGCACACAGCAUGAGGUGAAAUGAGCAUUAUGGAACUGUUGAAAGUCGGUGCUACUACAAAUGAGUCGAUUAUUUCAGUUGUGCGUAAACUAAGAUGCAUCUUGUGUGUUAGCAUGUUAUUUAUAUACGAUCAUGAGCCUUGACUACAUAUAAACGCGCGCUACAAGCAAAGGGUAAGUGGAAAGACACU
Molecule: messenger RNA, 1288 nt
Organism: Doryrhamphus excisus (bluestripe pipefish)
Lineage: Eukaryota; Metazoa; Chordata; Actinopteri; Syngnathiformes; Syngnathidae
Source: RefSeq, a predicted model, not a curated record